GGUGAUGUGGGUGGAAAGGAAGAGAAGAGAGACGAUUGGUGGAGAAGGAGGAAGGGGGAGAAAGGAAAGGAAAGAGAAGGGAAGGGAAGGGAAGGGCAGGGAGGGGAGUGAAGAGAGACAGAGGAAAGAUAGAUAAAGCGAUAAGAAAGCUCUUCUGUUUGCUGCUACGUAUGGCUACUCCACACAUAUAAAAUAUAGAUAUGCAUUGUCCUGAUCCUUCUUUGCCCUUCUUGUUUGCAUGCCACCAAUGACAAGAACUAUCCAUGAUGCAGAAGAAUGAUGGCAACCACGACAAUAACAGCGUGUAGCAAUGUAGGUGUCCAAGGGGCGUUCAGACAGCUGGGCGGGCAGUAUUCGUUUCUCAUUCUUCACACUCUUAGGUAUACUCUCCUAUACUCUUGUACUCUUGUACUCUUGUACCCUUACACCCUCAUCCUCUCUGGGACUCUUCCUCUCUCUACAUCUCUUCUACGCAUCUCUUGUCCCUCUCCCCCUUCCUCGCCCUCGCCCUCGCCCUCUCUCACUUACAACUUUACACGUCUUCUUCCUUGCGUUGCGUUGCCCUCCCCUCCCCCUCCGCCUCUCCUUCUCCGCCCCAUUCGCAUGAGCUCACUUGAUUCACAGGAUGCUGAAAAGUGGUGCUUUGGUCAAAUGCCGAAUGCCCCUGUUUUAUUUCCACCCAGGUUAGAGCGUCUAUCUCGUCACUUGUGCUGGUCUCCAAAAGAUCGAUGUACGGUGCGGGUAUCUUCUUAUGAAUAGCUAACCUUUCCUUUAUUUUACGUUCACCUCCAUUUUCAUUAAUGCAUCCAUCCAUCAUAUGUGGAUGUGUGUAUGUAGCAUUUCUUCAAACAAAAGAAGAUGUUCAAAAUCAUCCUAAACAUUUCAGAUAUUAGCCCGGUUAGCAUGAUGUUCUAAACGCCUAUCGCUAUUAACUGGUCCCAAAUUACCUUAUCCAGCGCGCAAUGGUCCCUCGCAUCAGCGAACCCCAGCUUCGCCCCGAACCACACCGCGCCCCUUCAAAUAGUACAAAACUAUCUUACACUUCUUAUUCUUCAUCUUUUGAAGCAGAUGACGAGAGAUCGAGUUCCGCUGAUCACGAUAGUAUGGGGCCCGAUAUUGGUUCUGCACAUAGAGAUGUUCCUGCUCAGUAUGCGGGUGAGGACACACGAUUGACGAGUCGGAAAGAGUUGUCGGGAUGGUACGCCUAUGGAUUUGCUGCGGAGGUUUUCGUCAUUUGUGGUAUUGGAUCCUUCAUCCCGAUUACCUUGGAACAAUUGGCAAGAGAGAAUGGAGUCCUACUUUCAGAUCCAACACAACCAUGCGGUUCGAGCUCUACACAUCUACCACCAGGCUUAAACCCAGGAAAUGCAAAAGAUUCACAAUGUGUGAUUUAUAUCGGCGGACUACAGAUUAAUACUGCUAGUUUUGCUAUGUAUAGUUUCUCUCUCAGUGUUCUCUUUCAAGCGAUACUGGUAGUUUCAAUUAGUUGUGCUGCAGAUCAUGGGAAUUAUCGCAAACGUCUGCUGUUAUUCUUUGCGUUCGCCGGAUCUAUAACGACUAUGUUGUUUCUAACGGUUGUCCCGAAAGUGUACUUGCUAGGGGCUCUCUGGGCAAUAAUCUCAAAUACCUGCUUUGGGGCAAGUUUUGUGCUGUUAAAUUCAUUUCUUCCCCUACUUGUCCGACAUCAUCCGAAAACUCAAUAUGGCACGCCGGAUUUUUCACCGGAGUUGCAUCCCAGUUUCGUCGAUGAAUACCCUCCAGAACACUCCCUGGGCGAGUCAGAGGCUGAGGUGUAUGAUGAAAGAAGCGCACUGCUGUCGCACAAUAGGACCCUUUCGGAAGCUCCUGACGUAACGGAGCCUUUGCCGCUAUCUGCAGAUUCUACUUCGAUUGAGCUUCAAUUGUCUACCCAAAUUUCUUCGACUGGUAUAGGAAUCGGUUAUAGUGCCGGUCUCUUUCUCCAAUGCGUAUCCAUUAUCAUUAUAUGGCUGCUCAAAGGUACAACCUUCUCCCUACGACUCGUAUUAUUUUUCAUAGGAUUAUGGUGGUUCCUGUUUACAAUUCCUGCCGCAUUAUGGCUUCGGCCUAGACCAGGACCACCAUUACCAUCCACGGGGAAUAGAAAUUCAAAGGGCUCAAGAAGUUGGUUGGCUUAUACCAUCUACGCUUGGUCAUCUCUCUUCCGCACCGUAAAACUCGCUCGACGAUUGAAAGAUAUAACCCUUUUCUUGGCAGCGUGGUUCCUCCUCUCCGAUGCCAUUGCAACUGUCUCGGGAACAGCAGUUCUCUAUGCUAAAACUCAACUUCGCAUGGCACCCGAAGCACUUGGCCUCAUUAAUGUCAUCGCGACUACAGCAGGCGUUCUAGGUGCAUUCUCAUGGGCAGCUAUUUCCCGCGCUCUCAAUCUGAAGCCCCAUCAAACGAUUCUCGCAUGUAUAUGCAUAUUCGAAUCGAUCCCUUUGUACGGUCUCCUGGGGUUUCUCCCCAUCGUCAAACGCUGGAACGUCAUCGGUCUCCAACAACCUUGGGAAAUGUAUCCUCUCGGGUUCAUUUACGGUUUUGUCCUCGGUGGGUUAAGUAGUUAUUGUCGCUCCCUAUUUGGUGAACUGAUCCCCCCGGGAUCCGAGGCAGCAUUCUAUGCUCUAUACGCUAUUACAGAUAAAGGAUCUAGUGUGUUUGGCCCCGCAAUUGUGGGAGCAAUUGUCGAUGGAACGGGCGAAAUUAGACCAGCUUUUUGGUUUUUGGCGGUUCUAGUUGGAUUGCCCGCUCCAUUGAUUUAUUUCGUUAAUGUAGAAAGGGGUAAGGAAGAAGGUGCGAGGUUGGCGGAAAUCAUCGAGGGCUUUAGAAUUAAGGAUGCUGAGAUUGCUAGUGGUGAGCAUAGUUCAACAGAGAGUAUCAGUGAAGAUGAGAGAGGAAGGGAUCAUAGAGAAAUUAGUCCUCAUGAUGAGGAGAGAGAAGGAAGACGGAGAAAUGAUAUAUGAAAAUGAUUUUAGCGAUGGCUUAGCGAUUCAAAUUUGAGUUUUUGGGUAGCGGGAGAAAGUUUUAGGUAUAUUGUGAUGGAUUUUAAGGGCGAUAUGCGUGUCGUUAAUACCGUCUUUCCUACUUGUAGGUACUAGGUGGUCGGAUGGGAUGCGUAUCUUCAAAUUUGGAUUUGGAUUUGGAUUGAGAAGAUGGAUAUGGAAGAUGGAGAUAUGGCGUGAAACACGUGGCGUUUUUAACAGAAUGAAUAAAUGAAUGAACGAAAAUUUGGCUGGGGGGUUGAGUGAGUUAGAUUGGAUUGGUAGUGAUUUAUAGUUGAGUGACCUGGUAUUUGGGCGAAGAAAUGAAAUGAAAUGAAAUGACGAUGCAGCUAAUGAGUUUAGUUUGAUACUAUGUAUACUGAAAUGAAGUCGUAGGUAUUAAAACGAAAGGAUGAGAGUGCAAAAUGCGAAUUCAAGCGCGAGGAGAGAGGGUUUGAGAGGGGAGAGAAGGUAGGUAAAGUAAAUCUUUGAAUAGCUGACUGACACA
Messenger RNA from Botrytis cinerea B05.10, 3507 nucleotides. RefSeq lists its product as hypothetical. Lineage: Eukaryota; Fungi; Ascomycota; Leotiomycetes; Helotiales; Sclerotiniaceae. Gene Ontology annotation, biological process: amino acid transmembrane export from vacuole. The record is from RefSeq and is a predicted model, not a curated record. Bases 963 to 2981 code for a protein of 672 amino acids. The transcript is spliced from 3 exons.